This is a messenger RNA of Rubroshorea leprosula, 2593 nucleotides long. Lineage: Eukaryota; Viridiplantae; Streptophyta; Magnoliopsida; Malvales; Dipterocarpaceae. The record is from the annotation of a GenBank genome assembly.
AUUCAUUCUAUUAAUAUCUCUCCGCAUUCGUAGAACCACUCCAACAGCAAUGGCUUUUAAUUCCCUCUCCCAACUCUUCUUCUUACUGCUGCUUCUUCCAGCAUUUGUUGUUUCUCAGACAUCUAAUAUCACUUUGGGAUCAUACCUUGUGGCUUCUAAAGAUUCACCUUCAUGGAAAUCUCCUUCUGGUCAUUUUGCCUUCGGAUUUUACCAGCUUCAGAAUCAAGACCAGUUCCUGCUGGCCAUUUGGUUCGACAAUAUUCCCAAUAGAACAACUGUUUGGUAUGCAAACGGAGAUAAUCCGGUAUCAGAGGGAUCAAAGGUUGAGCUUACUAGAGAUGGCAAACUCACAUUAACUUCCCCAGAUGGCCCAAUCUGGAACGCCACAGUUAAUGGCAGUGCCUAUUCCGUUCAGGGGGUUGCUUAUGCUGCUUUGCUAGACACCGGUAACUUUGUUAUUGUUCGUGAAGAUCUUGCUUACGCAUGGGAGAGUUUCAACAACCCUACAGACACCCUUUUGCCAACUCAAGAACUACCGCUUGGUGGAAUGCUAUGUUCUAAACAGACGCCAAGCAAUUACUCAACGGGAAGGUUCCAGCUCCGCAUGCUACCAGAUGGUAACCUUGUGCUGAACACCUUUUCCUUGCCCAAAGCAAAUUCAUUUGCGUAUAAUGCUUACUACAUCAGCAACACUUAUGCUUAUGGUCAAAAGGUAGUUUUCAAUGAACCAAACUACAUCUCCAUUGUCCUAAGUAGUGGGGAGAUUCGUAACCUAACGGGGGACAGGGUAGCUUCCCAAGAUUAUUAUAGAGCAACACUUGAUUUUGAUGGAAUUUUCACAAUGUAUUCUUAUCCCAACUCUCAAAGAGCUGGGCAAGGUGAUCAGUCCUGGUCCAUUGCCUGGUCCAUUCCUUCUGACAUUUGUAAUGGAACGAAUAGCAAUCGCCGAGUUGGAGACCUUUAUAUUGAGGGACCUGGUUCUUGUGGCUUUAACAGCUACUGUACAAUUGGCAGUAAUCUACGGCCGAGUUGUGAAUGCCUCCCUGGCUUCAGUUUCUCCGAUCCAAACAACAAGUUCAAUGGGUGCAUUCAGGACAGGAUACAGGAAUGCAAUCCGGACCUCUCAAAAGCAGAGGAUUUGUAUGAUAUGCGUCCGUUACCGAACACCUUCUGGCCGACGUCUGCAGCCUUUGAAAGAACGCACUCAAAUGAAGAUGAAUGUAGGCAAUCUUGUCUCUAUGAUUGUCUAUGUGUGGUUGCUGAACUCGAAGGAGGAUUAUGUUCGAAAAAGAAGCUGCCGCUUACAAAUGGGAUGGUGAACAGGGGCAUCGAUGGCAAAGCAUUUAUAAAGGUAGCAAGACAUAAUGGGCCUCUACUGCAGAAGAAAGAUCAAUCAAGUACAAUUUUGAUGGGAUCAUUUCUUUUAGGUGGCUCAGCAUUGAUCAAUUUCCUGCUCCUAACUGCAGUCUCCAUACUAGCUAUCAGGUCCUGCAAUAGGAGACAGAAACCGCAUCAAAUGUCAAAUAGCUUGGAAAGUAACCUACGGUCUUUUACUUACCAAGAUCUUGAGGAAGCCACAGAUGGGUUCAAGGAAGAACUCGGGAGAGGUGCUUUUGGAAUUGUGUAUAAAGGUGUUUUACGCCCUCCACAUUCCAUAAUUUCUAUUGCUGUGAAAAAAUUAGACAGGUUAAUGCAAGACGGUGAGAAGGAAUUCAAAACAGAGGUGAAUGCAGUUGCCAAAAUUCAUCACAAGAAUUUAGUAACAUUGAUUGGAUUCAGUGAGGAAGGGCCUCACAAGCUUUUGGUCUAUGAGUUCAUGAGCAAUGGAACACUAGCUAGUCUCUUGUAUGGAGAUUGUAGACCUGAAUGGAAGAGUCGCACUCGAAUGGCAUUUGAGAUUGCAAGAGGACUAGUGUAUUUGCAUGAGGAGUGCAGCAUACCCAUUAUCCACUGCGACAUUAAGCCUCAAAACAUACUCUUGGAUGACUCAUUCACUGCAAGAAUCUCUGACUUUGGAUUAGCAAAGCUUCUGAUGAGCGACCAAACUCGCACCAUGACAGCAACUAGAGGCACGAAGGGAUAUGUUGCUCCUGAAUGGUUCCGGAACACACCAAUUACAACAAGGGUUGAUGUUUAUAGUUAUGGGGUGAUGCUAUUGGAGAUCAUUUGCUGCAGGAAAAACUAUGAAGUAGAACGAGAAAAUGAGGAAGAAGUGAUACUAACAGAUUGGGUCUGGGAUUGCUAUUUAGAGAGAAGAUUGGAUAGGGUGGUGGAGAACGAUGAGGAGGCAAUCGAUGACAUGACAAAGGUGGAAAGGUUAGUGAUGGUGGCAAUUUGGUGCAUACAAGAAGAUCCCUCUCUAAGACCCUCCAUGAGAAAGGUCACUCAAAUGCUUGAAGGAGUAGUCCAAGUUCCUAUGCCCCCUCGUCCUACCCCAUUUUCUUCUGUGUACUAAAACUGUAUGCCUUUUUACAUUCAUUGUUAAUUUCUUUCAAAACCUUAAUUUUAAGGGAUAGGUUGUCCCCCAUGCCCACCUUCAUGGAUGUCAAUAUGUCAUAUUGUGCUUCUUAAAAAAUGAAAGAAGUGUGAACUA